AUGGGAGGAGCAGCUUGUAAGGAGGAGGUGAAGGAGGAGAAGAGGAGCAGCAGCAGGGAGGACAGCCUGACGUCAGCGGACAGAAUCCGCAGAUACACCGUCAAACAGUUUGGAUAUAACGUCCUCAGUCUGUCCCGCAGAGGACUGAAGGACGUCCCAGACGAGCUGUGGGAGCUUCAAGAGCUGGACAAGCUGAAUCUGUCUCUCAACAGUCUGAAGGUUCUUCCUCCUCAGCUGUCUCUGUUGUCCAACCUCGUGGUCCUCAACCUGUGGGGCAACCAGCUGGGCAGCCUGCCGGCAGAGAUCGGCCAGCUGACGAGGCUUCGGGUUUUAUUCGCCUACAGAAACCGACUGACAGAAGUUCCUGAGGAGCUGGGCGCCUGCACGCAGCUGGAGGUCCUGAGUCUGGCCAACAACCAGCUGACCUCGCUGCCCGCCUCGCUCUCCAACCUGACCCGCCUCAGGAAGCUCAACCUCAGCCACAACCAGGUGGCCCACAUCCCGGGCUGCGUCUACAACAUGAAGGCUCUGGUGUUCCUCCACCUGGCCUACAACCGUCUGGAAAACCUGGCAGAGAACAUCCAGGCUCUGGUGGAGCUCAAGAUCCUCAUUGUGGAGGGAAACAGCCUCCACUCUCUGCCCAAGGCCCUCUGCUGCCUCACCAGGUUGGAGUUGCUGAAUCUUGACUUUAAUGACAUUAAAGACGUUCCGCAGGUAACUGAUGAUGAUGAUGAUGAUGGUAACUCCACCUCACCAGGUAACUACACCUCACCAGGUAACCACACCUCACCAGGUAACCACACCUCACCAGGUAACUCCACCUCACCAGGUAACUCUACCUCACCAGGUAACCACACCUCACCAGGUAACCACACCUCACCAGGUAACUCCAUCUCACCAGGUAACCACACCUCACCAGGUAACCACACCUCACCAGGUAACCACAUCUCACCAGGUAACCACACCUCACCAGGUAACUGA
Centropristis striata (black sea bass) is the source of this 981-nucleotide messenger RNA. RefSeq names its product leucine-rich repeat-containing protein 30-like. The record is from RefSeq and is a predicted model, not a curated record. The coding region runs from base 1 to 981 and encodes 326 amino acids. Lineage: Eukaryota; Metazoa; Chordata; Actinopteri; Perciformes; Serranidae. Gene Ontology annotation, molecular function: protein binding. The transcript has 8 exons.